UGUCUGCCUGCACCACUCUUUCAAUCUGCAAAGAAUUCUUCACAAGACUUGCAUAUCUAAGUUCUCCUUGGGGUUCCGUAUUGACACUGGUACAAUAACAUGCAGCUUUUCCCAAAAUCUCCUUGCGACUUAUUUGCCAACUCUUUCAAUCCUUCUGUGACAGUUAUUGCCACUUGUCAGGAAACAAGGAAUUUCCUAGCUGGGUUCUUUGUACCUGGAAAUCGACCCCCCUUUAUAAGCCUACAUCCGACUUGAUAUCUUCGAAGUGACCUUGUACAGAUAACCGUGGGUGUAGGGAUUAAAUCCCCCCAAAAGAUUUCAUUUGUCUCCCUGGACAAUUUGUACUUAGACCACCUUUUAGACAUUGUGUAAAAUGUAACUUGUGAACCGUGUGGAACUUUUUGUUAUAACUAGCGUUCUGAACGCGGUGAUUUCGGCUUUCUAAACUGCAAGUUCAUCUACUAGCUUAUGGAGCUAAAUGGUACACCUACUUCCUGGAGGUCAUCGGAUACUCCGGACGAUCAGUCUUUGUCGCCUAAUAGUUGUACACCCUUAUCUGAUGCGGAUGCUGAAUCAAUCUCCUACACGAUUGGGGUGACAGAAAAUACACCUUAUGCUUGCCAAUUCUGUGAUAAAGCCUUCCCUAGGCUUAAUUAUUUAAAGAGACAUGAACAGGUACAUAGCGAUCAAUUACCAUUUAUGUGCGACUACUGUAAACGUCUUUUUAAGCACAAGCGCAGUAGAGAUCGCCACGUCAAGCUGCACACAGGAGAUCGCAAGUAUCGCUGCAAUCAGUGCGAAGCAGCAUUCUCUCGCAGUGAUCAUCUCAAAAUCCACAUGAAGACGCACGAUAAUGCCAAACCAUAUCAAUGCACUGUUUGCAACAGAGGAUACAACACAGCAGCUGCUCUCACAUCUCACAUGCAGAACCAUAAGAAGGAUCUCACAAAUCCAUCCAGUCCAUCUUCCAACUAUGGAGGCUAUCGUUGUCUGCAGUGCUCGGCAUCCUUUCCUUCAGCCAAAGAGCUUCAGACACAUGUGACAAUUCAUGAAACUGCGCAGUCUAAUGAACGAAAACAUAACUGCAAUUACUGCUCUGACGUCUUUACAAGCCAAGAGAUUCUAGUGACUCACUUGGAAGAAAAGCAUGCUUCAGAAUUCCACACUUCAUGUCCAGAAUGUGAAGAAACUUUCAACAACUAUUCGGAAUUCCUUGUCCAUAAAGAGUUUCAUGCAACUGGAAAGAGACGACGUGAAAAUUCUGAGUUUGAGUGCACUUUGUGUUCCGGAAAAGAAUUUGUGUCCUCUGAUGCCCUGAAGCAACACAUUGAUGAAGUGCAUAUUAAGAGGAGCAAUAGCAGAGACUCGACUCCAGCGAUUCAUUCUACCACUAGUCCGCAAAACAAUAUUGGUAAUUCACCGGAUAACAGAAGUUUCAGUUCACCCACUAGAAACACAUUUAGCUGCCAAUACUGUACCAUGAAAUUCGAAAGCGUUUUUUCCCUUCAGACACAUACCAUAGUUGUGCACAGUUCCAAGGAAAUCACAGAAAAUGGGCGUAGUAAUGAGCCCGUCUGCACGCUGUGCAAUAAACUCUUCCACGACGACCUAUCCCUUACCGCCCACAUGAAAGUGAUGCAUGAUAAGGAAUUAAAUCUUGCAAAAUAUCAUGCUGAAAAAGAAAUGUCUAGAAGUAAAAACUCUAGUCCAAGAAAUCCUUUCAUGCUUGAAUUUCCAAUUUUCAACAAUGGCUCGUUUGGUGGCUUUCCCAACCCUGGUCCACUACUUUGCAACCAAUGCAAUGCAGCCUUACCUGAUUUUGAAUCAUUUAGAACACAUCUUAAAACUCAUUUGGAAUGUGGGACGCAGAAAUUUAGUUGUUUUGAAUGUGAUGGACAGUUCCCUUCAGAAGAAGUAUUUAAUAACCACGUGGCUAAUCAUUAUUUAGCCAUUUCGACCGAAUAUGGCUGUCAAAGUUGCCCUAAAAUGUUCUCUAAACCAGAUCAGUUACAACGACAUUUAAUGGACACACAUGCUCACCAACUUUAUCAGUGUUCCCUCUGCAAAGACAUGUUUCAGUCCAAAGUUGAUAUUCAAAUUCACUUUUCAAUGAAACAUAGUGACCAAUGCCGUACUUUCAAAUGCACAUCGUGCAAUGUUGCCUUUCAAACUCAGAACGAAUUCAGCCUGCAUGUUAAAAUUGCUCACUUUGCUAAAUAUCCCCCAUUUCGUUGUCCCAUUUGUUCUCUUUGCUUUCCAUCCGAAUCACUCUUUCAAGUUCAUAUGCAGUAUCACAAGAAAUACUCCUGCUUGUUUUGUCCAGAGUUCUUUCCAGUAGAAUUUCUACUAGAACGACACAUUCAAGAAAAACAUUCAGGAGAAAAUAUCCUUCCUGUGACAGCACGAGAGAGGGAGAAUGUCCAAAACUUAAGUAUAAAGACUAACUCAAAAUCUGAUAGUGAUAGCAAUUUUGAAUCUUCUCCCAAAAAACAGCUACGUUGUGAUAUGUGCGACAUUAGUUUCACUGUAGAAUCAUCCUUAAUUGUCCACAAACGCCAGGUGCACCAUAUUCGAACAUCGGGAUCCCAGAAACCAGGGCAAACUACUCUUAGUCUAUUUUGUGCCUAUUGUAAUGAAUCAUGUAAGUCCAGAACAGAAUUGGAAAAUCACAUGAAAUCUCACACAGUGAGCCCCAGCAAACAUAAAUGCAAUAUAUGUGACGAAAUCUGCCCAUCAGCUGGCACUCUGGCUGAGCAUAAACUUGAACAUUGCAAAGUGGUGACAAACAGUACGUGUGUUGUAUGCCACACAGCAAUACAACAAGAAGACCAGUUUCAUGCCCAUACACAUCAACACAAUCCUCAAGGACUUCCAGCACCCUGCAUCAUAUGCCGCCAAACACUAAUGUCUGACGUUGAAGUUCAAGUACACGCAAAACAUCAUUUGCGAUCCACAGAAUUUUUGUAUAACUGCUGCGUGUGCGGACGUAAGGGUUCCAUACAGCAACUUAUCAUUACAGGAACGCAAGAAAAUCAUACUUACAUGUGCAAAAAUUGCUUUCACGCCAAAGGUAAUGAUUUUCGUUUCGCUAAAAGUGAUGAUCUUCGCUGUCAAAAAUGUCAGGUAAAGUUUGAGAGCAUUUUAGAGUACGAAAAUCAUAAACUAUGCCAUCAAAAUACAUUUCAGUGCAUUAAAUGCCAACUGUCUUUCGAUUCUCUAGAAGAAAUUCAAGUUCACGUAGCUACUCAUGUUCUUGAGGAAGGAACUGAUCAUGUUUGUCAUUUGUGUAAAAGAGUGUUCGAUUCCCCCGCUAAACUUCAGUGUCAUUUAAUUGAACAUACCUAUGAAGGGUGUCCGAGUUAUGAUUGCUACCUUUGUAAAGCGGCAUUUUCUUCUGCUUCUUUAAUUCAGCAACACAUGUUGGAACAUGGAAUGGAAGCAAAACCUUAUAUAUGUUCUCUUUGUCAUCAAAAAUUCUUUUUCAAAGCUGAGUGGAGUAACCAUUCAUUUUGUCAUCCCAAUUAUCCAAAGGAAAUUGCUAAUUUCAGCUGUCAGGACUGUAAUCUAAGGUUUACGUCUUUAAAAAGUUAUCAAAGUCACUGCAAAAUUCAUGAGAGUAGUGGUAAUUUCAAAUGCACGUUGUGCCCCGAAGCUUUUGCUGCUCCAGGAGAUCUUCAACAGCAUCACUUUAAAUACCACGCAGACAAUGAAUUUACAGAUGGAAAAAAGAGCUUUCCUUGUAAUGAUUGUGAUCAAGUCUUCCCUUGUAAAAGUAAUCUCCAAGGACAUCAACGCAUACAUUCACAGGGAGCUAAAUUUACCUGCCCAACCUGCAACAAAGCCUUUUCCGUCUCCAGAAACCUCACAAUCCACAUGAGAACGCACACUGGUGUUAAGCCUUAUGAAUGUCCCAUUUGCAAAAUGCGCUUUGCUAGAAAAGAAAAUCGCAAAGCUCACCUAAAGUCACAUUCUGGUAAAAAACCUUAUUUGUGUCCUCACUGUGGUAAAGGUUUUUCGAGAUCUUGCCACGCUAAGGAACACAUACGAAUUCAUGCAACUUCAACUACCUAUCCUUGUGAAUUGUGUUCAGAGACUUUUCCCUCCACACUAACUUUGAAAAAUCAUCUGGUAUCUGCGCAUGAUAAACAUUUUGACCAUUCUUGUUCAGUGUGCAGCGAAGUGUUUGAAGACGUUGAAACUUUAAACCAGCAUAUGCUAAAGGAGCAUGAUGUACGAACCAAUGUUUCAUCUCCUUUGGAGGAAGAAUCCGAAUCUUCCUUAGGUCAGAGUUCAAGUUCAGGUGAUACAAAAGAUAUGGACAGCAGCGAGUACAGUAGCAAUAUAGAAGAGAGUGAUACUAGAGAUUCCCCUCUGUCCAUCGUAGUCGAUAAUGAAGAACAUUCUAUUCCAGUUGCACAAACUGUAACAUAACACGGAUGAAAAUCAAGCUAUUACUUUAUUUGUAUAUUUAAAAAAAACUUUUUUCGAAAGCAAUGCAAUAAUCAAAACUAAUUGUUUCAUGGUAAUUUUUUUAAACUCUCUUUAUGGACUUAAAAUCAAAAUUAUUCAAUUAAGAUUUUUUUUUCUAAUUGAUUUAUUUUUUAUUUGUUCUAACAGCAUUCAUUCAUAUUUACUUUAUUUAAGAAAUGCAUUUGAAGCAAAAUGUAAAUAAGAUAUUAUUUAUUUAGUGUGUCUUUUGUAAAUACUUUUACCAAAAAUACAGAUUUUUAAUUUUUGUUUUACGUAUUUAAAUUAGUUUAGUGUACGUUUCGUAUCUUUAUAAUUUACAGUUUUUUUUAGUGUACUUAAAAGGGGAAUUUUUUCAAGAAAUUCCAAAUUUUACCAAAGAACUGAUGCCGAUUAAUCGGUAUUUGACGACCAGCAGUCUGUGAUGGAUAUGUGAUUUUGACAGUAGAAAAUUUAUAUUGUGUUUUGUUUUGACUAAAAGUUUGAUCUGAAAAUUUCUUUGUCUUAUCAUUCUUUGAUUUAUCUUGAAUAUUUUUAGAAAUCUUGAUUUAACGGAACUGUUUGAAAAUGCUGAUAUUUGAUAUUACUAAGUUUGAUUAGAAAUACUUAUCCAUGAAAGACAUUAAUCUUUCACCUUAUAUUUCUAACAAUUAUAUAAAAACUUAUUUUGACUACAUGCGAUAUGUAGACGACUAAUCUAAAAUUCUUGUUUUGUAGUGUAUUAUAAAUAUAUUAACCUUAUCAUGCUCAAUAUUUCAUUGUAUGUGUAUUAUUACCAUAAGUUUAUUUCGUUUUUUCACUGCAUAUUAGCACCAGCAAAAUAUUGGGAAAAUAUUAGAUUUGUAAAAUGCUAUUAAAACAGCACCAAAUUAAUGUCAAUCAGAGCGGUAAAAAACACUACCAUUUGCUGUGGUUAUGAUGAUUCAAAGUUUUCUUUUAUAAAUUAGGUAAUGGAUCUGAAAUUACGUUUGAAAAAUUAAGUGAUUCUUUCUACAUAUAUCUUGUUUUAUGCACAGGGUGUUUAGUAAUAGCCACCCUAAAAAUAAAUUUUUAGAAUCUCUGUCGAAACCGAUGUUAGCCCAUUUAAAAGCACAAAUUAAUAUGUUAGAGAGGAAGGAACCAAAAAGUUACCGAAAAUUGUCGAGUUAUAACUGAUGCAGCCUGGGUAACUAACUUCAAAUCCAGUUCAUUGCCUGUUCAAACUUAGAGGUGUAUGCCCUUCAUAUCCUCUGUUUUCUCUGCAAUCAAACAUGUCUUGAUGUUUUCUGUCUCACCUUCCUCAGUAAAGGGGAUUAAAUUUCGAAAGCAUUUUUAUUUUUCCUGGAUUGAAUAUUGAUUUGAGAUUCCAAUUGUGCAUACUUUUUUUAUUUCAUUUAGACACUGAUUCUAAAAAUGUUUAUUAACUGCCGACGUUGCAAUUCACUACAUUGCUAAAUGUAUCAAUAAUUUUUAAUACUGAGUUAUGCCUCAUCAUUUACAAUAUUUACUCUUCCUAUUUAGUUCAAAACAAUGACUGAAAUAUUUCUCAUUUUUUGAUAUUUUCGCUUUUUUUUAACUCUUCUCUAAUUUCAAUUUAAGUAAUUAUAAUUCUAAUUAAAUUGGUGCUAUGUCUUUUCAAGUGUCCUUUAAUUGUACUGUUCAAACGGUUAAUUAUAUAUAAAGAUGGUUUUUCUAUUGAAACUUGUACAUAAUGAUUUUAAUAAUUUAUAUGAAUAAGUGUACAUAUUUUUAUAAUCGGGGCUUCCUACAAUUUUAUAUUAUUGUAGUUUAUAGAUUACUAUAUUCGGAUGAAUUUAAUUUUAUUUUUCACCCAGAAACAAAAUUUGUGGUGAAGAGAAGGAUGACAGUGUUGUUCACUGUUUAAAGAUUAUGAGUCUAUAACUCGAUGUUUGUUACGAUAUUUGUAUGUCCAAAAUAAACAGUAUGAGUGCCUAUUAAA
Messenger RNA from Parasteatoda tepidariorum (common house spider), 6406 nucleotides. RefSeq lists its product as uncharacterized. Gene Ontology annotation, molecular function: DNA-binding transcription activator activity, RNA polymerase II-specific; RNA polymerase II cis-regulatory region sequence-specific DNA binding. The record is from RefSeq and is a predicted model, not a curated record. NCBI's taxonomy places the organism in Eukaryota, Metazoa, Arthropoda, Arachnida, Araneae, Theridiidae. Gene Ontology annotation, biological process: positive regulation of transcription by RNA polymerase II. Gene Ontology annotation, cellular component: nucleus.